Acyrthosiphon pisum (pea aphid) is the source of this 693-nucleotide messenger RNA. RefSeq names its product homeobox protein engrailed-1-B-like. Gene Ontology annotation, molecular function: RNA polymerase II cis-regulatory region sequence-specific DNA binding; DNA-binding transcription factor activity, RNA polymerase II-specific. The record is from RefSeq and is a predicted model, not a curated record. The transcript has 3 exons. Gene Ontology annotation, biological process: regulation of transcription by RNA polymerase II; cell differentiation. Gene Ontology annotation, cellular component: nucleus. The coding region runs from base 1 to 693 and encodes 230 amino acids. Lineage: Eukaryota; Metazoa; Arthropoda; Insecta; Hemiptera; Aphididae.
AUGGAUUUAAACGGAAAUUGUAACGUUUUCGGCGACAACUACAAAAUCGAAGACUGGCAAUCCGCUACGGAAAUUACUGCCGACAAUGUGCUCUUCGCUACGAAAACUCACGAUGACGAUGCGCUACCUGCAGAGAAUCGUGUACAGCAACCUGACAUUGACAUUGAGCACUCAUUGGUGCCAUUUCGUACAGAAAACCUCUGGCAAGACCAUCAGCGGUUACAGUUUCUGCAGCAAGUAAAUACAUGGAAUAUGAUGAGCUAUAAGAUGUGGGAAAUGCAACGGCAACAGCAUCUGAUACCGAUGUACUCCAAUGCUUGGAGUAUGGAAAAUCAUAUGCCACUCGGAGUUAAUUGCGGAGCGCCCACCGAAAGCGCCUAUCUUAUUUAUCCCUGUCCUCAUGUCCAUUUACUGGAAAAUAAAGGUUUUCCUGUUUCUUUACACACAUUGACUACGACCCACACGCUCACCACAACACCGAAGUCUUCCUCACAGUCGUCAAAUACCAAGAAACCAAAAAGAACACGAAUCCAGUAUACUAAGGAUCAAGUUUUCAUCUUGGAAAGCACAUUUCAAAACAAUAGGUAUCUGAACAGAAUGAUGCGAGAAUGGUUAGCGAAUGAACUGGGCAUUACUGAAAAGCAAGUGAAGACCUGGUUUCAAAAUCGACGCUUAAAGAAGAUGAGCAUCUAG